CACUGAUCAAAGGAACUGUCAGUGUCCGCCAUUGCUGUAAGAGUGAAGGUGAAGGUGAAGAAAGCUCCCAUAUCAUUUGCAGCAACAGCACUACUCCAUCUCUAUCUCCUUCAGCAAUCAGACAAACUCUCCCCAACAUCUUCCCUCUCCCCUUCUUCAAACACCACAGCCAUCUCCACCGAUGAUUCUCCCAUACAUAGUCAUCUAGUCUGAACCAGAAUCCCCCCUUCCAGCAGCUCGAGUGACUUCCCAUGGCGAUCGAGGUGCUGGUGCUGCUGCUCGCCCUCGCCGGGGUCCUGCCAGCCGAGUCGAAGUUCAUGGUCUACAACACUUCGGCCGGCAUCGACCCUAACAAGCUCAAUGUCCACCUCGUUCCUCACACCCACGACGACGUUGGGUGGUUGAAGACCGUUGACCAGUACUACGUUGGCUCCAACAACUCGAUUCAGGGGGCGUGCGUUCAGAAUGUGUUGGAUUCUUUAGUACCUGCCCUUCUAGCUGACAAAAAUCGGAAGUUCAUAUACGUUGAGCAGGCGUUUUUCCAGCGUUGGUGGAGAGAUCAAAGUGAGACAGUUCAAAGUAUUGUCAAGCAACUGGUCCAUUCAGGUCAAUUGGAGCUCAUAAAUGGAGGUAUGUGCAUGCAUGAUGAGGCAGCACCACACUACAUUGAUAUGAUUGAUCAGACAACUCUUGGGCAUCGGUUUAUCAAGGAGGAGUUCGGUGUGACACCUAGAAUUGGCUGGCAAAUUGACCCAUUUGGUCAUUCCGCUGUGCAGGCCUAUCUACUGAGCGCAGAAGUUGGAUUUGACUCAUUAUUCUUCGGACGGAUAGACUACCAAGACCGAGCAAAGCGUAAGAACGAGAAAAGUCUUGAGGUUAUUUGGCAAGCUUCUAAGAGCCUCGGAUCGUCUGCCCAGAUUUUUGCUGGUGCAUUCCCUGAGAAUUAUGAACCGCCAAAAGGUUUCUAUUUCGAAGUUAAUGAUAACUCUCCAAUUGUUCAGGAUGACAUCAAUUUAUUCGACUAUAAUGUUCAAGAGCGAGUCAACGACUUCGUUGCUGCUGCAGUAGCACAGGCUAAUAUAACUCGGACAAAUCACAUAAUGUGGACAAUGGGGACAGAUUUCAAGUAUCAAUAUGCAUACACAUGGUUCAGGCAGAUGGAUAAACUCAUUCAUUAUGUCAACCAGGAUGGACGUGUAAAUGCACUCUACUCUACCCCAUCCAUAUACACUGAUGCAAAAUAUGCAACAAAUAGAGCCUGGCCCCUCAAAACCGGAGAUUAUUUCCCCUAUGCAGACCGUGCAAAUGCUUAUUGGACAGGAUACUUCACAAGUCGACCAGCUUUGAAACGAUAUGUCAGAAUAAUGAGUGGCUAUUAUUUGGCAGCAAGACAAUUGGAGUUCUUCAAAGGAAAGACUACCUCAGGACCCAACACUGACUCAUUGGCUGAUGCUUUAGCAAUCGCUCAACAUCAUGAUGCAGUAACUGGCACAGAAAAGCAGCAUGUUGCAAAUGACUAUGCAAAGCGCCUUGCGAUAGGCUACACAGAGGCGGAAGCAUUAGUUGCAUCUUCAUUGGCCUGCCUGGUGGAGUCAACAGCAAACAAAGAGUGUGGGAACCCAACUACAAAGUUUCAGCAGUGUCCUCUUAUGAAUAUAAGCUAUUGUCCUCCAUCAGAAACUGUCCUCUCCAACGGAAAAGACUUGGUACUAGUCGUUUACAAUCCCCUUGGUUGGAAGAGAGAGGACAUAGUUCAAAUUCCUGUAAUGACAGAUGACAUCUCUGUUCAUGAUUCUGAGGGAAAGGAUGUUGAGUCUCAGCUGAUUCCUAUUACUGAAGCAUAUCAUAAGUUAAGAAGCUACCAUGUCAAGGCAUACCUGGGUAGAAAUGCUGGCGGGACUCCAAAGUAUUGGCUUGUGUUCCCAGUAUCUGUACCAGCUCUUGGUUUUAGCACAUACUCUAUCUCACGGGCCCAAGGAACAGUUAUUAGUGCAGGUGCUAGGCCAACCAAAUCAAGUGUCUAUACAGUUCAACGAGGUGAAAAUUCUGUAGUCAAUAUUGGUCAAGGAAAUCUGAAGGUUGCAUUCUCUGCAGAAGGGAAAAUUACUCAUUAUAUAAAUAAAUGGAGAACAGAAAGUGUUGAGCAAUCGUAUAGCUUCUAUGCUGGAUCUAACGGAACUGAAAAAGAACCUCAGAAAUCCGGAGCAUAUAUCUUUCGGCCAAAUGGAAGUUUUCCGAUAAGUCCUGCAAAACAGACACCCCUGACUGUUGUGCAUGGGUCCAUUGUCGAUGAAUUGCACGAACAGAUAAAUUCAUGGAUAUAUCAGGUUACCCGGUUGAACAAGUUAAAGGAACACAUUGAAGUCGAGUUCAUAGUUGGACCCAUUCCUAUUGAUGAUGGUAUCGGAAAGGAAGUUGCUACUCAAAUUUCAACAACUGUGAAAAGCAAGAAGACUUUCUAUACGGACUCUAGUGGCCGUGAUUUUAUUGAAAGGAUUCGUGACUAUAGAACUGAUUGGAAUCUGGAAGUAAACCAACCUGCUGCUGGAAAUUAUUACCCAAUCAACCUUGGGAUCUUCAUGAAAGAUGAGGAGAAAGAGUUUUCUAUCUUGGUGGAUCGUUCGGUGGGAGGAUCAAGCUUAUCUGAUGGGCAAAUUGAGCUAAUGCUCCAUAGGAGACUGCUUCUUGAUGAUUCCAGAGGAGUUGCCGAGGCUCUAAAUGAAACAGUUUGCGUAGAAAAUAAGUGCACGGGACUCAUAAUUCAAGGGAAGUACUAUUUCCGGUUUGACCAAUUGGGAGAGGGUGCUAGGUGGCGUCGAUCAUAUGGUCAGGAGAUAUAUUCCCCGCUCUUGCUUGCCUUUGCUGAAGAGGAUAAAAAUCACUGGAGGAACUCUCGCACAACCUCGUUUUCCGGGAUUGAUUCCUCAUAUACCUUACCCGAAAAUGUUGUCAUACUAACGCUCCAGGAACUUGAUGAUGGAAAUGUCCUCCUUCGAUUGGCACAUUUAUAUGAGGUUGGAGAUCACAAAGAACUCUCCGUAAUGACUAGUGUCGAACUGAAAAAGCUGUUCCCCGGGAAGAAGAUCGGCAAGGCAACAGAGAUGAGCCUAUCGGCGAACCAAGAACGGGCGGAAAUGGAGAGCAAGAGACUUGUUUGGAAGGUAGAAGGCUCUGCGGAGGAGAAAGAAACAAAAGUCUCGAGGGGCGGGCCCGUUGACCCUGUGAAACUGGAGGUCGAGCUCGCUCCGAUGGAGAUCCGUACUUUUAUCAUCGAAUUGGUUCAACUCAACAAUCUUUUCGAUGCCUGAUGCACCAGGGAAUGUAAAAUGACACUAUCGCUACUAAGCCAUGUUUUCCCGAGCUUGAGAGAGUCCUUCUGUACUGCACUUUUCUGAAACAGUCAUGUAGAUAGCACCGAGUUCGAGCGGCGAAAAAAUAAUGCAGGCAGCACUGAGUCUCGAUCAUGUGGAUGUAACUCGAAACAACAUCGCAUAAUGUUGUUGUGUGAAUGAAAGGACCACGGCAUUCCCUUCUUCGUUGAAA
Punica granatum (pomegranate) is the source of this 3543-nucleotide messenger RNA. The record is from RefSeq and is a predicted model, not a curated record. Lineage: Eukaryota; Viridiplantae; Streptophyta; Magnoliopsida; Myrtales; Lythraceae.